Messenger RNA from Amaranthus tricolor (Joseph's coat), 1266 nucleotides. Its product is annotated as tetraspanin-8-like. Gene Ontology annotation, biological process: auxin-activated signaling pathway. The record is from RefSeq and is a predicted model, not a curated record. The transcript is spliced from 2 exons. The coding region runs from base 232 to 1032 and encodes 266 amino acids. Lineage: Eukaryota; Viridiplantae; Streptophyta; Magnoliopsida; Caryophyllales; Amaranthaceae. Gene Ontology annotation, cellular component: plasma membrane; plasmodesma.
CUAGAGUAUAUUCCGUGAAGCGCGUACCUCAAAUCAGUUAAAUUCUUAGUUCCCAUUCAACCAUCCAUUUUUAAAUCCUGCUAUUUCUACGAAACUGUCUUAAUCACACCACUACAAAUAUCUCAACCUCCUCACCAAAUUCCAAUCAUCAUUGCCAGAUUUUCUACCCACACAACCGCAAAACCAAUCCAGAAAACUCCCCAUUUCCUCCGUCAAAAACCCACAAAAACAAUGAGGUGUUCAAACAGUCUUGUAGGAAUCCUUAAUUUCGUAACAUUUCUCCUUUCAAUCCCCAUCCUCGGCAGUGGAAUAUGGCUAGCACACAAAGCCACAACCGACUGCGAGAAAUACUUAGAAAAACCCAUCAUAAUUCUUGGAGUUUUCCUCAUGUUGGUUUCACUUGCCGGCUUAAUCGGCGCUUGUUGUCGUGUUAAUUGGCUUCUUUGGGUUUACCUUCUUGUUAUGUUUCUACUAAUCGCAAUCCUCUUUUGCUUUACUAUCUUUGCUUUUGUUGUUACGAAUAAAGGUGCAGGAGAAACUGUCAGUAAACGUGGGUAUAAAGAGUAUAAACUUGGGGAUUACUCUAAUUGGUUACAAAAAAGAGUAGAUAAUCCUAAGAAUUGGAGGCGUAUUCGUAGUUGUUUGGUUGAUGGUAAAAUUUGUCAGAAACUUGCUGCUACUAAUUCUCCUCAGACUGUAUUCUUUUCCAAGCAUUUGUCACCAAUUGAGUCUGGUUGCUGUAAACCCCCAACAAGCUGUGGAUUCACAUACGUAGGACCAACCAACUGGACCAAGGUCGGAACAUCAACCGAUCCUGACUGUACUUCCUGGGACAACAGCCCAAACAAACUGUGCUAUGAUUGCAGUUCAUGCAAAGCCGGGUUUUUACAGAACCUGAAGGGUGACUGGAAGAAGGUGGCAGUUAUCAACAUUGUUUUCCUCGUCUUCCUCAUCAUUGUCUACUCUAUUGGAUGCUGUGCUUUCCGCAACAACAGGUGGGACAAUGCUGAUCAGUGGAAGCCAUAUCGUUGAAGAAGAUGACUUCUAGAGGAUUCGUAUCAUACCUUAGCUUUCUAGUUUGUACAGAUCUCGAGUCUGUUUCAAGACUAUCGUCCUGCGUUUUGUGUAGUUUCACACAUUAGUUUGUACAUUGGACAUAUGGUUUAUAUGUUUGCCAUGCUGCUGUGUAUGUAAGUAUGUUCGAUCUCUGUCGUUAGUUUGACAGAGUUGACCUUCAGUAUUAUAUGCAACGUUUUUUAAGUUGAA